AUUCGGUGAGCGCGGGUCAACAGUAUCUGAAUCCGAAACUGAAUCCGCACAAAUAUCUUACUAUCUGUUGAAAAGGGUCUGUCAUUGUUGCCAAGUGAAGAAGCUAUCCAAGAUGACCGCAAAGCCGAAGUUUGUGUAUGAGAAGGAUGACCUGGGCACCAUAGGUGAGGUGGAUGACAACGAGGUGGACCGCAUCGCGGAGUGCUUUAAGGGACGCAGUUUGUUCAUCACAGGAGGUACUGGGUUCCUAGGCAAGGUCCUGGUCGAGAAAUUGCUGCGGUCGUGUGGUGGACUCAAGCGCAUUUAUUUGCUCAUCCGCCCCAAGAAGGGUAAGGAUCCGCAGGAGCGCAUCAAGGAUAUAUUCCAGAAUGUGUUGUUCGACCAGGUAAAACAGCUUCGUGGCGAGGAGAACAUCCUGCAGCAAGUGGUGGCCAUAGCAGGAGAUGUACUCUCACCUGGCCUGGGAAUCUCUGAGAAGGAUCUGGAAAUACUGCGACAGGAGGUGUCCAUUGUAUACCAUUGUGCAGCCACAGUGCGAUUCGAUGAGCCACUGCGAAAUGCGGUGUUCAUGAACACCCGCGGGACUAAGUACAUGCUGGAACUGGCUCAGACUUUAAAGCACUUGGACUUUUUCGCCUACUGCUCGACGGCCUAUUGCCAUCUGCACGUGAAGACUUUAUACGAGAAGCCCUACGACCCGCCGGCAGAUCCACACAAGGUGAUGCAGGCCUGUGAGUGGUUGACGGACGAAGAGGUGGCCACCAUCGAACGCAAAGUGCUCGGUGACAUCCCUAACACGUAUGCCUACACCAAGUCUCUGGCAGAGGCAUUGGUGGUAGAGAAGUUCGAUGUGCUGCCCGCCGUGAUUCUGAGACCCUCGAUUGUUAUCCCAAUCUGGAAGGAGCCCAUUCCCGGCUGGACAGACAACAUCAACGGACCCACUGGUCUCCUUAUCGGAGCGGGAAAGGGUGUCAUUCGCACGAUGUACUGUAAUUCCUCUGGUUAUGGAGAUUUCCUGCCUGUGGAUGUCGCUGUUAAUGGAAUACUGGUGGCCAGCUGGAGAAACAUUACCGCCGGCACGGACAAGACCAACAGAGUUGCGCACAUGACGUCCUCCAACGACAUCAAAGUAUCCUGGGCCGAGAUCAUAGAGUUGGGUCGCUGGGUGAUUGAAAACAAAGUACCGCUUAACGGUGUAGCUUGGUAUCCUGGUGGCUCCAUGAAGUCCAACUACUGGGUGCAUUACAUCUGCAUGGUGCUCUUCCAAUGGAUGCCGGCACUUUUCGUGGAUGCCCUGCUCUGGAUACUUCGCUACCCUCCGGUAUUGUGCCGCGUCCAGAACCGCAUCUUCAAGGGAUUCGAGGUGUUCGAGUAUUAUGCCAAUAACGUCUGGAACUUUGAUAACUCGGAAGCGGUAAAGCUUCGAAAGCUUAUGAACAAUAAAGAGCGGCGAACCUACGUGAUUGAGAAGAUCGAGUUGGACCUGAUUGAUUAUUUCACCAACUGCGUUCUUUGCGCCCGGCGGUUGAUCUUGAAGGAGUCCGAUGAAUCCAUUCCGGCAGCAAGGAGGCACAUGAAGGUAAUGUGGGUGGUGGACAAGGUCUACAAGGGAAUCUGGAUCUUCGGAAUUCUUUACAUGCUCUAUAGGUGCUUCUUCGCGGGAUAGAAUCCGUCCGUACGCGACGCUUAGUUAAGUGCUGGAGACCAAAAGAUGUGCCCUGCCCCAAGCCGUAGUUGUUAUGUUUUCUUUAGAAACUAAGUCAUCUAGUUUUAGGCGGUGCUGUUGAUUAGAAACUUAAUUACCUUGUUUUGAAAGGCAGCGAAUAAAACAUUGGUUUAUGUAAA
Messenger RNA from Drosophila eugracilis, 1845 nucleotides. Its product is annotated as putative fatty acyl-CoA reductase CG5065. Gene Ontology annotation, biological process: long-chain fatty-acyl-CoA metabolic process. NCBI's taxonomy places the organism in Eukaryota, Metazoa, Arthropoda, Insecta, Diptera, Drosophilidae. Gene Ontology annotation, molecular function: alcohol-forming very long-chain fatty acyl-CoA reductase (NADP+) activity. Gene Ontology annotation, cellular component: peroxisome. The transcript is spliced from 6 exons. The coding region runs from base 113 to 1666 and encodes 517 amino acids. The record is from RefSeq and is a predicted model, not a curated record.